AUGGGCAGUGCAGAAAUCAAAUUCGAGCACUUCUUUCCGUGCGACCGAUCCCCUCUUUCCCACCCAUCGUCCUCCAAGGCACGCAGCCUUGAACCCACCGCAGCCACGGCCUACCAAGUCGCCAUGACGGGCACUCCGCCCCCGAGUCUUAUUCCUCCACCCGAGGGCAUCUUUAGAUCAUUUGAGGAUCUGAUGAACUCGGUGCAGCGUGUUGCGAAAGACCAAGGCUAUGGAAUUGUGAAGCUUCGUGCGUCCAACUACCGAGACGGCAAGCCCACGCGGUAUGACCUUGUGUGUGAUCGCGGCGGCGUCAAAUACAACAGCACCGCAAAGAAGCGAAACCCAUCCACACGAAAGAUUGACUGUCCUUUCCGGGCCAAGGCUGUUUGUGAAGUACAACUCGGCAAUCAAUGGCGUUUCGCCCUCCAGGAGCCUCGCCACAACCACGAGCCGCGCGCACCGAAUGGGCCCUCCACCCCUGAGAACGCACCACUUGCGACUUCUAUUCGAACCUUCAACAACAAGCUGGAUCGCAUGAACCACGACCUGAUGAAUUGCCUCAUGCGCAUCGAGCAGCGAUUAGAUCACAUCGAAAAGCGAAUGGAAAACAUGGAAGCACGCGCGGGCACCUACGAGCCACGCUUCCAAGCUCUCGAGCAGCGUGUUGGGGGUAUGGAGAGCUUGCGCAUGGAUAGCUUGCCCGUGGACGAUGUUGAGUCUCGGUUGUUGGCCUCGACGGUUAUCUAG
This is a messenger RNA of Clonostachys rhizophaga, 747 nucleotides long. The record is from the annotation of a GenBank genome assembly. NCBI's taxonomy places the organism in Eukaryota, Fungi, Ascomycota, Sordariomycetes, Hypocreales, Bionectriaceae.